AAUACCCACAUUUUGAUGUUUAGUGAACAAGACAAGGCACGUACACGUUUCCGUACUAUGGGUAUUUUUCUCUUUUCAACUACAUAACGAUUGGGCUUAUGGGUAGUUUGGGAGUUGCCUUCAGUAACCUGAAUUGACACAUUUCUUACUCACAGGUCAUCAUGUCAGAUGUAGUAUUUGGAUUUAUUUCCUGCAUUGCAUUUGUGGUAAUCGUUCUGUUUAAUGUUGGAGUCCUCACACCUAACUGGGUAACAGUGCAAGAAACAGUUUCAAAUUCCACCAAUUCUACAAGGAGCUGCACGUAUGGUUUAUUCCACAGUUUAGAUUGUCCAGACAACGAAACUGUUUUCGAUGGCACGAUCCCUGCACUGAACAUAGCGACCUCUCUUUGUCUGACAGUCGUCCCGCUGCUUUGGGUUCUCUUCUCCUGUCUGCUUUGUUGCUGUAAAACAGACAAAUCGGACUGUCCAUGCGUAGAUGGUUGCUGCAGCAGUUACUCGUUAUUCUAUGCUGUGGGAGGUCUGCUUGGAUUUGCAUCCCUUUUGAUGGUAGCUUCCAAAUUCAAUACUGAACAGCUAGGAUGGUCCUUCUUCAUGACAGUUGUGGCAACUUCAAUCAUUCUGCUGGAGAUCGUCGCUUUGGUUACUUAUUGCGUUUGUUCCCGAAAUACGAGUGAAAAGUGUACGCUAUUCCUCGUGUACAGAAGGCGUCAUCAGUGGGAGAGGUUUUAGUGAUUUAGAGAAGAGUGAGGAGGCAGUUGCGGAAGAGAUCAGUUUUGAUUGUCAUAUGACAUAAUAUAACUACAGCAUGCAACAAAUUGUAAAAUGUAGAACAUUUGCAGAACAAGACUAAUUUUUUGUUUUAUUUACUGAACUUUUACAGCAACCUACACUUCUUAUCAGAUAUACAUGUUUUAUUCAUGUGUUUUCUUGUUUUAAAGCACUGUAUCAUGCGACUUCUUAUUUAUUUGUAUUUAGCAUUAUAAUAGCUUUAAACAUAUUAUAAAGCAUCUAGUAAACAUAUCAAACAUU
Messenger RNA from Ostrea edulis (European flat oyster), 1031 nucleotides. RefSeq lists its product as uncharacterized. The record is from RefSeq and is a predicted model, not a curated record. The transcript is spliced from 6 exons. Lineage: Eukaryota; Metazoa; Mollusca; Bivalvia; Ostreida; Ostreidae. Bases 162 to 731 code for a protein of 189 amino acids.